CGUCCGCCCCGCCCCGCCUCGCCCUUCCCGCCGGGCGGGGCCCUGCCGCGGCCAUGGCGGCGGAGACGCUGAUGGUGCUGUACGGGGACGGCUCGGUGGAGGUGCGGUACGCCGGGGGGUCCCGCUUGCUGCUGUCCCCCUGCGGCUGCGAGUACCUGCUGGAAGCGGCGCGCCCCGCCGCUGCCCACCCCCUGCAGCCGGCGGAGACCGCCCGCCAGCGGGUCGCCUUCGUUGUCAGCGCCUACCGGGAAAAACUUCUGCGAGCUCUGGAUUUCCGGAACAAGUUUUCUUCUCGCCCGUACUUACCUUCACAUGUUCUACCUCCUGAAAGAAAAAAGAUUCUUUUCAGUGAUAUCUUACAAAUCAGAUGGCCUGACCCUGCUACAGCUGAGCUGACAAGAUGCAUAGACAAUGGCAGUGUGAGGAUCUCGUCAGUAGAUGGUUACGCUCACCUAUACCUGUCAGAAUUACAGCAAGAAUUUACAGUGGAGUUCUUAUGCAAAGUCAGCCAGUCAUCUGCAGCAUCCCUUCACUCCUCUCAAAAGAACAACAGCUAUCAAACCAGAGAUCAGUAUGGAAAAUCAAAUAAAAAUUCUGUUGCAGAAAUGACACUGAAACAAAUGAGAAUAGAGGAUAAAAACAAUGAACGUGGUUGUGCCAAAGGUAAACAGAGAGAACCAACCAAACCACAGGACCAAAAGUACGGAGAUGGAGUCCCUUUAUUCUACUCAAAUUGUUCUUCUGAAUACACAUGGGUUACACAGUGUUGGUCUGUUUCCUCCUACCCAGAAGAAUGGAAAUACCCUUUGUCGUUGGCACUAAUGUGCUGUAACUUACAUACUGGUAAGACGUGUGAGAGAAACAACCAUACAUCAACAGAAGCUGGUGUUUUAAUGGACCCCGAAGCACUUGAAACAGUUUCUCAUUUGCCUGCAGCUUUGCCACUCAGCUGCAGAGCCCCACACUUACACAGGUGGACUUUCUGUGACUUCUUUCAGAACCAAGAUACUGAAAAAUAUUCAUGCCCUCAGCUAAUUCAAAUUGUAUGGUGCCAGGGUGUAUUUUAUAGAUUUAUCCAUGGUAGGACAAACAUCACAGAAAUUUAUCCUGGUGAUGACUCAUUUUUCAAGUCAGAGGGAGCGUUUUUGGGAAACUAUUUCAUACAUUAUGCAAUCCACAAAGGAACAAAAAAGAGAGAAGAAAAGAUGUAUUCAGUAAACAGCCUACCUCCUGAUGUACCAGGAAAUCCAUACUCUAUAUCCUCCAUUAUUACUCAGGCAACCAAAAUACUUCAGUACUGCUACAAGACUAAACUAUCAUUAACUCAUAACUAUUAUCUCUGCUGCUGGAAAAUGGUACCUGAGACAGAUGGACGAGAAAUGUUACCAGUUUUGCUGUAUGAAAAGGUUAUUCCCAGCAUGGGAAGACUCAUUGUGUACUCAGAUCAUAAAGUCCAUGCUGCUUUUUGGGAUGGGACUACCCUGAUUAUGGUCUGGGAUUACAGCUCAUCCUGUAGUAUGAUCCAGGUAAAUGAAGAUGUAGGCUGGUGUAAAUUAACUACUCCUGAUGGGGUACAGCAGCUAGUACAAAUAAGUCAUCCUGGAAUCUAUGAAAGGUACAUCAGAACAGCAAUAGAAUGGUGCAGAAGUUUGAAUGGAAGGAAGGAGAUUCCCGAAUAUGCUGCACACUCUGUAACUGAAGAAAAUUGGUCUGCUGAUGCUGAGCUGAAAAAAAUACAGAGAUUUAACUUUUUAUUGGAUAAUAUCACUGUUCUGGAAAGGACAUCUGCUGCAAAAAACACUCCAUCUGGUAUUAGUGCCAGAAAAACAGAAAACGGGAGUGAGCCGGAAGAAGUCGAUAAAGUGUGUGUCUCGGAGGCUUUGGAAAAAACUUCUAAAGUAAUUCAAGAUAUUGAGUCUCUGCUUUCAGCUUUUGGGAAGUGAAACCUCUUAGCAUGUGAAGACCUGUGUUCUCUAUCUUCACAGGAGCUGUCUCAGCUAUGUCUGAGGAGGCUUUGAGGUGCCAGAGGAAAGAAGCCUGAAAGCAGAGUGAUGAGUUGUCAUUGUAAUACCACAGCAGACUGGCAAAUUCUGUCAGUUGCCAUUAUUAUGCUGCAGUUCUAUAUUGUGUAUGGGCAAAAAGAACAGGCGAAAUAAUAGAGCACAGCUGUAUAAAUAGAUCAGGGUUAACAGUGCUGCUUUUAAAUGUAUGAAUGUCUGUUUGAAUUGUUUAAUUUUAUGGAGGGUUGUGCAAGUAACAUGGUUCAUGGCUGAAGUGAUGGGUAGGGAUAAGCAGUUUUAAUUAAAAAUGUGGUUUCAUUUAGAAGCUUAUACCGAGUAGUUCAAUAUUGAAUAAAAAGUUUCCCAAACUUUA
Molecule: messenger RNA, 2373 nt
Organism: Tyto alba (common barn owl)
Lineage: Eukaryota; Metazoa; Chordata; Aves; Strigiformes; Tytonidae
Gene: CUNH5orf34
Product: chromosome unknown C5orf34 homolog
Exons: 12
Coding region: 54-1943 (629 amino acids)
Source: RefSeq, a predicted model, not a curated record